UCUUAUUUGAUACAAAUAGUUUGUUGUCAGAAUUUCUUAUUAUAACAUGUGUUGUUUUCGAGUUCCUAACCUCAAUGCUGGUAUACUGUCUUUCUAAGAUAUAUGCAGCUAGAUAAUCAUUGUAGUAAUCUAUUAUUUUGGCCUAAAUUGCCUUUAAAAUAGUUUAAUGCAACAAUGACAGAUUAUAUGUCUGCAGAGUUAGCAGCUACUUGUGCUGCAUUAGGUUAUUAUGAUGGGCAAAAGUAUUAUUUGGAUAAAAAUUGUUUAGAUGUUAUAAAGGAUUUGAUCAAAUAUUUAAAAAGGGAUGAUGAAACUCAUACCAUACGUCGUUAUCUUGGCCAGACAAAAUUACUUCAAUCAGAUCUUCUUAAAAUUUUUGUACAAUAUUAUGAUAAACUAGAUUUGUGGGAUGUGUUGCUAAGGUUGAUUAUUAAUUUAACAAGUCCUGCCUUGUUAAUAUAUAAUGAAAAAAUUCCUAUGGAGAAGACCAUGCGCAGUUACUAUUUACAAAUUAUAUCAUAUUUACAAAGUUACAAAGUAGCUUUAGCGGAUGAUCAAAUAUGGCAAAUAGUUAAUAAACGCUUGACCGCUAUCUUCAGUAUUGAUAAUUUGGAAAGAGGGGAGGAAAAUGAGAUGAUCAUUGAAAGAAUCUUAGCGUUGAUCAGAAAUGUACUUCAAGUCCCUCCAGAUGAAAAUGAAAAGCGUCCUGAUAAUGAUGCUACGGUUCAUGAUCAGGUAUUAUUUGCGCUUCAUGCAUCUGGUAUCGUUGACAUAUUACUUUUCAUUGCUAGCAGUGCCAAAGAACAACAAUACCACAUGCAGAUUUUGGAGAUCAUAUCAUUGAUGCUAUGUGAUCAAAAUGCAAGUCAAUUGGCAACAGCAGGUUUACAGCGUAGUAAUAUAGAAAAGGCAAAGGAUGAAGCAUAUCUACUAUCAAUAAGACAGAAAGAAAAAUUGGAAAAAUUGGAAAAAAUAAAGAAGUAUGCUGGUGCCAGACAUUCGCGUUUUGGCGGGACCUACGUGGUGCAGAAUAUGAAGGCAAUCGGAGAUAAUCAGAUGUUGUGUCACAAGCCUUAUGAAAAAGUCGAGGCACUCGAGUUUAAUUCCCAAAAGACGAAAGUAAAGAAACCAAAGAACAGACUAGCGAUGCAGGAUUCAAUGCACGAACGUGUAUCAGCUCUGAGCGUAAGACUUUUCUUAAAAGAAUUUUGCGUGGAAUUUCUCAAUGGCGUGUAUAAUCCAGUAAUGAAACAUGCCAAGUCGUGUAUUAUCAGUGACGUUCAAUGCAAUACAUCGGAGAGCAGUUGUUAUUUAUGGGCGUUACGUUUCUUCAUGGAGUUUAAUCGAUGUUACAAGUUUCAAGUAAAAUACGUGUGCGAAACGAUAUCCACGGAAGAAUUUUAUAUAAUACAAAGACAAAUGAGUCUGUAUUACGAGAUGAUCCUUACUGAUAAGGAAAGGAUACCGAUAUGGUCUCACAGAUUGCAUUUGGCUUUGAAAGCAUAUAAGGAACUCCUUCAUACGUUAAUGGCGAUGGAUAAAAGUUCGGAGCAAAGUAUAAGAGAAUCUAGCAAGGUCAUUAAAAGCAACGUGUUUUAUGUUCCGGAAUAUCGGGAAACGAUACUCUCGCAGCUUCUUAAUUUCGACGAACUCAAGAUGUCACGGAAAUACCUGAUCGACCUAGUAACGACCGCCCACAUUUUUCUAAAGAUGUUGGAACAGUUCUGCGCCAAGGGACAACGAAGUCUCAUAGUACAGAAGUUGAAGAAAAAAAGACAGAAAAGUAAAAAGCACAAACCUGUAUCACGAAAGGAAGAAACACCUGCUCCAAGCUUAGAGGAUCGUUGGGACGAUCUGGCACCGGAAUUAUCUGUGGUGAUGCAAGGAGUUACGAUACCGGAAAUGAUACCGUUUGACGCUACGCUUGACAUACCCGUUGACAAUCAAAAGAGUGAUGCAAUGAAGAGAAUUCAAAAACUGUUACGAAUGAGGCUUUAUGAGAAUGCCGUUGGACUUUUUCGAGCUUGUCGAGAAGUCUGGCCAGAGAACGAUUCCUUUGGAAGGGCUGAUAUACCGCCGGAGGAAGAAUUUCUAGCACUCCGCGAAAUCUUCUUUGCAGAUCUCGGUGUUGUCGAGGAUGACUUACCUACGCAACAGACGAAUCGUGAGAACAAUUUCGAAGAUAACUUUGCUCGCAACGGUGAAGAGGAAGAAAACGAAGAAGAAAAUUAUAACUACGAAGAUGUCAUGACAGAAGAAACGGAUUUCAAAUUAAACGAAUUCGUGCAAAGAUUCGCAAAUGUAAAGAUAGUUAAAGCUCUUAACCUUCUUCUGCAACAAUUUGAUAAGAAUACUAACGAGGUCAAUCAUUACGUCACGAAGAUGUUGCACAGAAUUGCAUACGAAUGUAAAAUGCCUGCUAUGAUAUUUCAAGCAUCGAUAUUUCGAACUUUUCAAAAGGUCUUCGAAUCGAAGAAUCCUGAACACAAGGAGCUUCAAAAGUUCGCGAUCUUCAUAAUCCGUCGUUUCGUCGAAGUCGCGCAGAAGAACCGGAAGUCGUAUAUGGAGUUACUCUUCUGGAAGAACGCACAUGAUGCGACGCAAAUCGUCGAGGGUUACAGUACUGAGAAGGAUAAGAAGAAAGUUUCGCGGGGUGUUUGGACUGAGGCGGAGGAGGACGAACUCCGAACACUCUUCAUGGAACAUCAAACUAACAAGCCUUCGGAAGUAUGCUUUUCUUUCUACACAACAAUGCAAGAUCUAAUCGAUUGGAUACUCGAGAGACUCAUCAACGAGACUCGCACGAGACGAGGAGUUAUCAAGAAACUGAAAGAGAUGUGCUUAGUCGUCAAUUCCAAGAGUGUAAGAAACGAAAUACAGAAGAGACUACCCAAGGAAUGGUCCGAGGAGGAGAUUGCUCAGCUCACGGAACUUUGGGAACAGCUGAGAGAAGAUGAAGAUCCAGUGGAACUUAUUUACAACGGGUUGAGAAUAAAACGAACGAAACCGAAGAUCAAAGAAAAGCUUUUAGAAUUAGGACUAGCCAAGGAUCCGAAAGAGCUGUACAAAAAGCGAUCAAAAAAAAGCAAUCAUGGAAAAUCGUCGUGGGAAACACAGUCUGGCGGUAAUUCUGACGACGAGGAUCGGGACUCCGAGGAAGAAAGUAGAAAAUCCUCGGGGCGUAACGACGUGGCUCAAAAUAAACCAACGAAUAAGAAAAAGACGACAACGACGACGACGAAAGGAGGAAGGUCGAGAAGGAAGAAAGACCAGAAGACGUUUCUUUACACGGAUGCACAAUUAUCUGGACUCUUGAAGACCGUCAUCGAAGGAAAUAUGAGGGAGUCAUUGGAAUGGAUCAAGGAAUCCUUGGAGGAUGCUCUCGAUGAUCGCGACGAGGAAAGCACAGAAGGAAUCCCAUUGGUGCCGUUGACAGAAAAUUCAUCAAAUGCGAUGGAUUCUAAAAAUUUUCAAACAUUACUUCGCGCUAUGGGCAUGCAUCCACCUAUGAACGAACAAGAAACCUAUUGGCGAAUUCCAGCGAACAUGCUCAGUUCUACCAUACGAAAACGAUGUAAUCUUAUUGCCGAUGCUUUGGAAGGAAAAUUCAUCGUCGAAGAUAUCCCGUCUAAGAAAAAUACCGAUGACGAUAUUAGAAAUAAUUCGAGCGACGAAAGUGACGAUGACAUCGAUUUAUUGGAGACUAUAAAAAAAUUCUUUAAAAAAAAAGAAUCCACAGCAUCGACCUCGCAAGUAAAAGAUGUACCCUCGGAUUCGGAUAAAUCUGAAAAGUCGACUAAACGUGAUGUACAAGAAACUGCCGACAUCAUCGAAACAAAGGAAGUGGAAAAUGGCAAGAAUCAGGAAGGUACGGAGAGUAAUUUCCAAGCAAUCGAAACCGUGAAGAAAAUUUCUAAACGUCGAGUCAAAUUGCUUUCGGAUUCGUCCGAAUCUGAAUCAGAAAUCGAAAGGAACACAGACGAGCCAGUAGACGAAACUAAGAGAAACCGGAGUCAAAGUUCCGACACGGAAACUCCGUUAAGCAAAAGGCCACGUUUAUUGGACAGCGAUGAAGAUUCUGAAACUUCCCAAAUAAAAAAUUCUAAACCCACAAUUACACAUGAAUCAGACGACGAGGAAGUUAAUCAAGAAAAAAUCUCAAUUCACAAGUCAACAGUCUCUAAAAUAAUCGAUAGUGAUGAAGAGAGUGUGACGGAAAAAACGAGAAAUUUGAAUACCACUCGAAUGAUAAUAAGCGACGAUGAAGACAAUUAAUACUU
Messenger RNA from Polistes dominula (European paper wasp), 4280 nucleotides. RefSeq names its product circadian regulator timeout (gene timeout). Gene Ontology annotation, cellular component: replication fork protection complex. Gene Ontology annotation, biological process: entrainment of circadian clock; DNA repair; DNA replication checkpoint signaling. The record is from RefSeq and is a predicted model, not a curated record. Gene Ontology annotation, molecular function: DNA binding. Lineage: Eukaryota; Metazoa; Arthropoda; Insecta; Hymenoptera; Vespidae.